Molecule: messenger RNA, 2701 nt
Organism: Ceratosolen solmsi marchali
Lineage: Eukaryota; Metazoa; Arthropoda; Insecta; Hymenoptera; Agaonidae
Product: pancreatic triacylglycerol lipase
Exons: 8
Coding region: 100-1770 (556 amino acids)
Biological process (GO): lipid catabolic process
Molecular function (GO): triacylglycerol lipase activity
Source: RefSeq, a predicted model, not a curated record
AGCUGACGCGCGCGGAUGAGGCGCCCAUCGCAGUACCGAGGUUCGAAAGCUCCGAGCGCGCGCUCCCCGGUGAAGUCAGCGUGACACGACCGCGGCAGCAUGUGGCUUAACGAAACGCUCCUCGCGCUCAUCUACUCGGUGAAUCUCCUAAGCAGUACUCAAGCUGCGAGAAACUCGCGACGUCCGCACCGGCAUUCCGCGUUUGGCGCUUCUAUGACUGCGACUGGUACCACGACCCUGCCGACGACAACGAUAAUACAGUCUUUGGAUGAGAACAAGUUCGAAUACGACGAAGAUGAAUACGAAAUAUUCCUUACUGAGUGGUACAUGUGGAGGUGUUACCAACCCUUUGGCUGUUUUUACAUAGGAUCUCCAUGGUCCGGUGGUAGUCGACCCGUAUCGACGUUUCCCGUUCGACCCGACAGUAUUAAUCCACAUUUUAUGCUCUACACUCGUCAGCGUAUCGACGAUCCACAUCAACUGAUCAUCGAUGAUCUCAGUACCAUAAGAAAUUCACCUCUCAGGAAACGCGAGAAUUUAUACUUUAUCAUCCAUGGCUACUUGGAUAACGGAAAUAAGACUUGGGUUCUGAGAAUGAUGCGGGAGUUGCUACAGCACGAGGACGCCAACGUCAUUGUGGUGAAUUGGAUCGGCGGGGCUGGACCUCCUUAUACCCAGGCGGUGGCGAAUACGAGGCUCGUCGGGGCAAUGACGGGCAGAUUGGCCUCUCAAUUAAUCCAGAGAGGAAAUAUACUGCCAACCCGAUUACACUGCAUCGGGCAUAGUUUAGGCGCACACACCUGUGGCUACAUCGGAUAUAAUCUGCGUGUGCAGUAUGGCUACAAGCUCAGCAGGAUAUCGGGUCUCGAUCCAGCCGAACCACAUUUUAGCAACACCUCCCCGAUGGUGCGCUUGGAUCCCACGGAUGCGGACUUUGUCACUGCCAUACACACCGACUGCAGUCCAUUCAUCAGUGGCGGACUCGGGAUUAGUCAACCCGUGGCUCAUAUAGAUUUCUACCCCAACGGCGGAAGAAAUCAGCCGGGAUGCAACGAAGGUGUCUUCAAUUCUAUAACGCUGGAGAAGGGCAGUUUAUUUCGAGGAAUAAAACGAUUUCUUGGAUGUAAUCACAUAAGAAGUUAUGAAUACUUCAUAGAAAGUAUAAACACGGCGUGUCCGUUCCUGUCGGUGCCGUGCACCUCGUGGGAGAAAUUUCAAAACGGUAGCUGCUUCGAUUGCGUCGAGCAACAUUGUCCCAGAUUUGGAUUCAAUGCCCAGCCAGGAAAUUAUCACGCUUCAACGUAUCUGAUGACUGGAAGGGAAAAGUCAUUCUGCAAGGCUCAUUAUCGCGUGACGAUUAUCAUCUCGAAGACGAACGAGAGUCUGAGCUACGGUGGCGAGGUCGGGAUGUUCGUAAUACGUGUGAUUGGGCCCAAUGGUAAAACAACCGAGCGGAUGUCACUCAGCGAGCAUUCGAAGUACUACGAGCCCGGAACCAAGCAUACCGUCGUUAUACCCGGCGACGUAGUCGGCAAAGUUGAGGCCGUCGAGAUCACCUGGGAUUAUCAAACUUCCAUGUUCAACCCGCUCACGUGGAGGCUGCUCCAUAAGCCGAAGGCUUACAUCGACUCGCUCACAAUCAAGAGCCUCGAGUUCCAUAACGAGAUCACCGUCUGCCCGGCGAACACAAAGACACUGGUGGCGAAUGAGCCACAGAUGCUGAAAGAGGAGAACUGCCAGUAUAGCGAGCUGAAUUUCGUUGCGACGUGAGCUUAUCGAGCGAGGGGAGAAGAGUGACAUCACUGAAGAGGAUAAUCGCUGGAUCGCCGUGCGACAAUUCGACCAGGAAAAAGAAAAGACCGCGGGGGAGCUUCCGCCGGCGGCUUCGGCACACAAUUUAUUUGCACUCGAUGUCUCGACGACCUUGGAACGGAGCGCCGAGAUAUAAGUUAAAAUAAUGCCGUGUCAGCCCUUAGCAUACUACGCUUAAUUAUAGACGAGCUCUAUAGUGAUCGACAAGGAUUUCGCAAUCGGUGCUCCGAGGCACGAUAGAUGAGCGAAUCUCUGAGAAAUAUUGAAUCGCGAGGUAAGCGGGAAAAUCGGGGAAUUCGCCGACUGGGAGAACCUUAACGUUUAAAAGUCUGCCUUACGCUACACUGCAAUAUUAACCAAAGUAUAGAAUUUUUAUGGUAGAAAUAUUUAUUAUUAAGGUAUAGAUCAUGUAACUUUCACCCGUAGCGACCGAAAUGGAUAGUAUUACUGUGAAUCUGCUUUCUAUUUCGUAACCGGUAACGAGGCGUAAAUCCUAAGAAAAGUAAACGCCAACCCACGUCAAGUAGUUUUAUAGUAUUGUGUAAAAUGAAACGUCACUAAAAAUCGAAGCAGCCCAUAUCGAUCAUACAUCAUAAUUAUAAUGCUUACGCUCCUCUUUAUAUCGCGACGUUAAAGAGAAAUUAAAUGGUCAUUAGCAUGUUAUGGGAUUCACGCUUGCACUCACUUUCUUCACUUUAAUCAAUAAACAAUGUAUGACAACGUAUGGCCUUACGCACAUCGUAAACGUCGUAGUAAAGAACUCUCGGAGUGUCGUAUAUUUGUCCACGCCCAUUCUCGUUUUCUUAAAAAGUAUAAAUUACAAGGUAACUAAGAGCUACGGUCGAUAACGCUUGUUUGCACUUUAGGUGAGUAUAUUGCGCACGUAGCG